Molecule: messenger RNA, 1889 nt
Organism: Medioppia subpectinata
Lineage: Eukaryota; Metazoa; Arthropoda; Arachnida; Sarcoptiformes; Oppiidae
Source: the annotation of a GenBank genome assembly
AUGAUGAAGUCAUUGAGGGAUUAUUUGUUGACAUUAGAAGAGCGCAUAGUGUCUGCGAGUCUGGCGCUCGUCAGCCAACGGUCCAGAGAUGAGUGGAAACGUUUGGUCGACGGCGAAGAACGUGACCACAAAAGACCGUUUAAUCAUUUUGUAAAAGCUAUCCUCGAGUUAAGGAAAAGUGUGCGACCGAUGUGUCUGUCGGAGACGUUGAGCGACGAGAGCCCACUCUUCGCCAAUUGGUCGCAGAGUUUGACAGAAUGUACAAAUAUAUCGCAACUAUUGGUCCACAUUUCAGUACUUGAGUCAAGCAUAAAAUGGGGCAAAUCUGCUCUCCGGGCCUAUUGUAAGAUCUGUCGCCGCAAAUGCGACGCCGAGAAUAUGCUUCUGUGCGACCGAUGCAAUCGCGGACAUCACACCUAUUGUCUGCAGCCAUCGCUCGACUCCAUACCUGCCGGCGAGUGGUUGUGUCCCGACUGUUGUCCCAAAAUCAAACCCCAAACGCCAAAGAAGAAUAAAAACUAUUCGUUGAACAGCGAAGAUAGCGUUGUCUCUGACAACGAGUGCGAACCUACCGGUGAUGACGAUUCGGGUGACACUGAAUCCCAAGUGUCGGCUGAAUCAUCGCAAAAGUCCGAAGACCCGCAAGACGUGAUUUGCGCCGUCUGUGACCGAACCGAUGAUGACCUGCAGCUUCAGUGCGCCAAAUGUCACGAUUACUAUCACACGGAAUGCGCGAAAGUGAGACGAGUGACCAGAAAUUGGUUUUGUAACAACUGUUCCAUCAGUAAUGGCUCUGAAGUUUCUAAUAAACCCAAACAAUUGGCCAUUAAGUUGAAAGACAACGACGACGAAGAAUCUACCGGUGAAGAGUGUGGCCGUAAUCGACGGUCCAAUAGAGGCCGUCCGCCACUGCGAAAAGACUCGGAAGACACUGAAUCCCAAACAUCUUUAGAGUCAAUGUCGAGCAGUGAAAACUCUGAAGCGGUGGUGUGCGGUGUCUGCGACUGGACUGUCGAUGAGGAACAGCUCGAGUGCAGUAAAUGUCACGUAUGUUAUCACAAGGAGUGCGCGAAUGUUAAACGUAUCACAAGAAGCGAGUGGUUCUGCAGAAACUGUUCCGUCAGUGACGGUAAAGAUGCGGUUAAGAAACGGAAACAAAUAGCCAUUGAUUUGAAUGACAGCGACGACAACGAGUCAACCGGUGGUGACAGUAGUCCUAAACGGCCCAAAAGAGGUCGUCCGCGACGUGAGGACAGCGUAAAGGCGACGACCGCUCGAAAGGCGUUUAGUUUCUCGAAAGACGUUGAGUUCAUUCCGCCCGAAACCAGUGGUCGGCGUCGACUGUCCGCUCCCAAAGACACUCAACCGGAUCUUCCAUUAGAUUGGCGUUUAUGUGAGUCUAUUCUGAAGAAACUGCAGAGACAUUCAGACGGUUGGAUAUUCCGGAGUCCAACCAAUUCGACGGAAACGCGAUAUAAUAAAGUGGUCAAACAUUACAUAGAUUUGGGACGUAUUGUAACGAAUCUAAAUGAACGCAAGUAUUCAUCGAAUAUAGAGUUCUUUCGAGAUGUCUUAUUGAUGAUAAAUAACGCCGUUUUCUAUAAUAAUUGCGAUUCACCGGAGUAUAAGGCGUGCCAAUCGUUGGCCAUAUUCUUCGAGCAAUUAGUGGGCGAGUGUGGCAUUGAUUUGCGACGACUGUCCGUUCGGUCCAAACGCUGCUGAUGUCCUGAUGGGCUCUACCGGUAAACCGACGGCUAUUAUAAUUAUUUAAAUCUACUGUAACUAACUUUUAAGCGCAUGUUUUUUAGUGAAUAAAUAACUGUAAUUUGGGAUCUUUUAACUGUUUUUAGGCAAAUAGUAAUAAAUCAUUUGUUUUAGUUUAACGUUAA